GCUGAUCCCGUGUGUAGCGUGUCAGUUGCCAUUUUGUGACCCGCUUCGAAUGGACUAAAUUUCAUAUUUCACACCGGCCCUGGAGAAAAAUUACAGAUUGACCAGACGCGCGGAAUUUCCAUGACGAUAUGCGUUGCCCCCAGUGUUUUGAUGAAGUCGGUACUGAAUCCGAUCUGCAGAACCAUUAUUUGAGCUGUAGAGGAGUAUUGUCGGGGGACAGUGGAUCAGCUCCUGAAGUCGUCUUGAGAUGGUACAAGACUGUACUGACUGAAGAAGACACAUCAGAGGUGUUUCUACUAAAUACAUUUGGAAAGGGUGACCCGGUGCAACUGAAGUGGACUCCGGAAGAGGCUCAUUAUCAGUCAGAGUCGGUUGUCGUGCCGAUAGGACACCAUCAAUGUCAGUUAGUUGUCGGUGAAGAUAUUUAUCAACUCAAAAAAUUUUCUAUUAAAGCAGCAACCAAAGAAAUCACUUUAAUGAUAAGAAAUG
Saccoglossus kowalevskii is the source of this 489-nucleotide messenger RNA. RefSeq lists its product as uncharacterized. Lineage: Eukaryota; Metazoa; Hemichordata; Enteropneusta; Harrimaniidae. The record is from RefSeq and is a predicted model, not a curated record.